Molecule: messenger RNA, 1352 nt
Organism: Paramacrobiotus metropolitanus
Lineage: Eukaryota; Metazoa; Tardigrada; Eutardigrada; Parachela; Macrobiotidae
Product: beta-alanyl-bioamine nonribosomal peptide synthetase ebony-like
Exons: 4
Coding region: 58-1086 (342 amino acids)
Source: RefSeq, a predicted model, not a curated record
GCGCUUGUGUAUAUAAGACUGCGCUGGUAAUUGCACUACUGCCGAACAUUUUUGUGCAUGUCAAAAAUAGCAAACAGACGCGUGAGAAACCGUUUUCUACUGCUUCGGUUUUUCUACUUGGUUUACGUGAAAUUCACAAAAUCUGCGAGCAUGUCGAUCACGAUGGAGCCCGAAGACUACGACUCGCCCUGGUACUCGUAUUUUGAAGCGCAAAAAUCACUGCCCAGAUUUGCCAUGUCCAACUUCCAGAAUACUUCUAGCAGACAGCCGGCCAAGGACGAAGACGCGGAUUCCUUAACCGCCGUAUCCACGUUUCUCCAGCUAAAGCAGCAAGGCCGAGAUAUUAAACUUGAAGAUUUCAUCGAAAGCGUAUUCAAAUCGCCUGGUCUCAGUACUUUAGAAAACACGGUGGAAAAUUUGUCCAAUAAUUAUGCGUACGUUCAGAAGCCGUUCGACAGUGUUCCAGCCGAUGUUCUGCAGACGCUGCUGGCGGAGAGUUUUGUCCAGAAAGGCCAACUGGAGCGGACGGAUCCCAGUUUGAUGGCUGGGCAUUAUUUAAUUUUACUGAAACGAAUUUGGCAUUUAUUCGCUAAACAUAGUUUUGUCAUUGUCGACGACAAUAACGUCCUGCGUGGGGUGGCGACAUCGGCGGAUGCGACGGAUUUUGCUAAUCUCCCAUUGGAUGGUUUGCAUCCGCAUCUGAUCAAUGUCUUCCAAUAUCUCGAUGACAUCACGGCGCGUGUUGCCGGUCAGUUCCCGGCUAACCCGUCGGUUCCAGGAGAAGCAAAUGCUCAUUUCUUAAUGGGAACGCCUUUAUACAACACUCCUAAAGAAAAUGUGUAUGCCAUGUAUCUCUUAGCCAAACUAUCCCAUGAAAAAGCUACAAAAGAUGGAUUCAAAAUAUCCAUAGCGCAAAAUACAAGUCCUCUUACCCAGCAACUAGCGGAAAUGUUUGGAUGCACACGUUUUCUGACUGAUCAGCCACAUGCAUGGACCAAUGCAAGAGGUGAGAAACCGUUUGCAAACUGCCCCGGUGAUUUCACGGUGACGGUCGAUGUCGGGAACUACUGCUCUGCUGGUCGCUAGAAGGAACGGCUGUAUCCGCUUCCCGGGGAACUUAUAAUUUUGGAUCACAAGAUUUUGGCGUUAUCGAUUCUUUCCAUAAUUUAGUAUUCACAAAAUAAUAUGGUCUCUCUAAAAAUUGCAGCUACGUAUACAGUAUAUCUGUAUAUGGUAUACAUAAUUAUAUAGUUUUGCUUACGUACAGCUGGUUUCCUAUCUGCGAAAAUUUAAAGAACUUACUGUGGUUCUUUUGCAUUAAUUUCGAUUUAAAAAAAUCUGAACUGCGUGUG